Molecule: messenger RNA, 1188 nt
Organism: Linum tenue
Lineage: Eukaryota; Viridiplantae; Streptophyta; Magnoliopsida; Malpighiales; Linaceae
Source: the annotation of a GenBank genome assembly
AUGUCAUUUCUUCCUGUCCUCAUCUCGAUAACCCUACUGCUGGCUCGUGCCACGGCGCAGGAUCCUCCCUUUCCCGACCCUUGCCAAGGCUAUACCUACACCCCUUCGGACACCCUGCCCUACGGCCGAGCCAAUUUCCCUCCUGGCUUCGUCUUUGGCACCGCCACAUCUGCUUACCAGGUGGAAGGUGCCGCCAAUCAGAGCUGCAGAGGCCCAAGCGUAUGGGACAAAUUCGCCCAUCAAUUCCCAGAAAGGAUUGCUGAUCGAAGUAAUGGAGAUGUGGCCAUUGAUAUGUAUAACCUGUUUGUGGAGGAUAUUCAAAGAAUGAAGUACAUGAAUGUGGAUGCUUACAGGCUCUCCAUUUCCUGGUCUAGAGUUAUCCCAUACGGGAAACGGAGCACAGGGGUGAACAGAGAAGGAAUCGAUUUUUACCACAAUGUUAUUGAUUUGCUCCUACAGAACGGUAUCGAGCCUUAUGUCACAAUAUGGCAUUGGGAUACCCCUCAGGCACUCGAAGCCGAGUACGGUGGCUUCUUAAGCCGUGACAUUGUGAAGGACUUUGAAGAUUACUGUGACUUGUUAUUCGAAGAGUACGGUGGAAAGAUAACGAAAUGGAUCACGCUGAACGAACCGGUAACUUACGUGAUGAGAGGCUACGACGAAGGGCUGAUGGCACCGGGGCGUUGUUCCACGUGGGUUAACCACGCAUGUCUCGCCGGAAAUUCCGGGACCGAGCCUUACAUAGUCACCCACAAUCUCCUUCUUGCUCAUGCUGCUGGUUAUCGAUUGUACCAGCAGAAAUACAAGGCAAGUCAAGGAGGGGAAGUAGGAAUCACCAUUGUUACUUUCUGGUUCGUUCCUUACACAGACACCACAGCGGAUAUCGAUGCAGCUCAAAGAUCCCUAGACUUCAUGUAUGGGUGGUACAUGGAUCCCAUAACCUAUGGUCACUAUCCGAGGAACAUGAUCGACCUCGUCGGAUCUCGCUUGCCCACCUUCACGUCGGAGGAGUCGAGAUCGUUGAAAGGGUCGUACGAUUUUCUGGGGCUUAAUUACUACACAGCUUAUUACUCCAUGAACAACCCCAACUUCGACCCUGAACAUCUCGAGUAUCUUAAGGAUUCCCACGCCAUUACUACAGGUAAUUUGUUCAGUUAUACGCAUGCUUCAGGUUUGGCGGCCUUGUGA